This is a messenger RNA of Fundulus heteroclitus (mummichog), 2871 nucleotides long. RefSeq names its product calcium release-activated calcium channel protein 1. The record is from RefSeq and is a predicted model, not a curated record. Gene Ontology annotation, molecular function: store-operated calcium channel activity. Bases 235 to 897 code for a protein of 220 amino acids. The transcript is spliced from 2 exons. Gene Ontology annotation, biological process: store-operated calcium entry. NCBI's taxonomy places the organism in Eukaryota, Metazoa, Chordata, Actinopteri, Cyprinodontiformes, Fundulidae. Gene Ontology annotation, cellular component: membrane.
GACCUGACAGUUGCAGCAGCGGCUGCGAGGAGCGUUGGAUUGUGGGUAUCUUGAAUUUCCUCCUCAUAGAUUUCAACAGUCAGCUGUUGCGGAGAAGUUUUUGACAGGUUUUGAGGGCUGCUUUGAGGAAGUUUUAUUUUUAGUGUCCGACUGGGGCCAGAAGCUGCCGCGUCGACCCCCCCGGUCGUGUCGUGAGGAAAACUUUUUGGGGUCUGCCCUGGAACCGCGGCCGGAAUGAGCCUGAACGAGCACUCCAUGCAGGCGCUGUCCUGGAGAAAGUUGUACUUGAGCCGAGCUAAACUCAAAGCCACCAGCCGCACGUCGGCUCUCCUGUCGGGUUUCGCCAUGGUUGCCAUGGUGGAGGUGCAGCUGGAGCCGGAUCACGAUUAUCCCCCCGGACUGCUGAUCGCCUUCAGCGCCUGCACCACGGUCCUGGUCGCCGUGCACUUGUUCGCCCUCAUGGUCAGCACCUGCAUCCUGCCGAACCUGGAGGCCGUCAGCAACGUCCACAACCUCAACUCGGUCAACGAGUCUCCCCACGAGCGCAUGCACCGCCACAUCGAGCUGGCCUGGGCCUUCUCCACGGUCAUCGGCACCCUCCUCUUCCUCACCGAGGUCGUGCUCCUGUGCUGGGUCAAGUUUCUGCCGCUCAAAAACAAAACGGCGGGCCAGAACGCCACCAUCAGCUCCGGCGAGGCGGCGGCCAUCGCGUCCACCUGCAUAAUGGUGCCGUUCGGGGUCGUCUUCAUCGUCUUCGCCGUCCACUUCUACCGCACGCUCGUCAGCCACAAAACGGACCGGCAGAUCCGCGAGCUGGACCAGGUCAUUCAGCUCCAGAAGCAGCUGAAUCACGGCGCCGACAACGACGAGCUGAAGGCGCCUGCAAAUUUCCCAUAACUGUAACUCCUUCACCGUCACUUUUCAUGUAGAGUUCCUUUGUAAAGGCUUUAUUUUUAUGUGCGUAGAACGUGUUCUGGGGAGUUCGAAGGUGUGAGCGCCACCUGCUGAUUGCUGCAUGUCACAGCUCGGUCCUCUGCCACAUAUUGCAUGUUUACAGAACUUGCUUCACUUUUAUACUGCGGGGAAUUCAUUUUGUUUUAGUUGGCAACGUCCUAACGAGAUACAAUCGAGUGAUCUGAGUUAAAAUUUCAAAAGCGUUGACUUGCUUGGGUGAUUUUACCCUUUUUAUUUGCUUUGUUAUAUAGAUCUAUACUUUAUUCUAGCAACCGUUUGUUUAUUUGUGACUGUAUAUUUUACUGUAAGUGUUUAAUUGUUCAUGAGGGAAGGCUCAACGUCGGCUUAAGAAGGCGAGUCUGAGGUAGAUAAAAAAAAAAAAAGAAGAGAAAAUGGCAGAUGUUCUAAGAUGAAGACGGGAAUAAGGCAUAUCGCUAUUUCACACAGAUUCAGUACCUCAGGAUUUAUGCCUAAUUUAUACCUCUGCUAAAGCACCCAGUGUUGUUUUCUUCUUAGUUUAUUUGACUUCAAUAUGACUUAGUUUCUGAAUGCUUUGUUGCCAAACUUAUUGAACAGGAGAAAAAGUUAUCAGGAUCAAGCUCUGGGAUUCGCAUAUACCUUUUUUUUUUAAUGCUAUGAUGUCCUGACAUCACCAAAGAUCAUUUUUGAAGAAAGAAUUUCAACAGUAUUUGUCCAAAAAAAAAAAAAAAAAAAAAAAAAAUGCCAAAAAGUUCUUCAGUAUUUGCACGGUAAAUAGAGAUGCUUUGCUAGGAACGUACUGACUUCUGUUUGAAGAGCAGCAAAGUAAAUGACCCUUGGCCUGCCUAUCGACGAUAAGGGUUGGCUCAUUCUGAUCUGAGACCUAUUGAUUGAUCCAUAUUUAAAAUUAAACUUUAAAUAGCUUUAAUAUUGCAAUAAGUACAUUGUUAUGGGAAAAAGUGUUUUAUUUUUGUUUUUUUUCCACAGGGAAUCACUUUAUUUUAAUUAAGAGUGAGGUAUAAACCCAUUAAUCUUCAUUUUCUCAGUACCAUACUGUUGUUGUUUUUGUUUUUUUUAAAUCAAAUUUACUGUAAACCCAGAACUAGUGACUGGCUUUAGAGAAAAAACGUUCUCGAACAACUUUUGCGCAGCAUCAAAUUAUCGAAAGUGUUAUGUGCGGGUUCGUCCGUUUUCUACUUUUUACGCAGUAGUUUACGAGCUGGACGGCAGCGUGUGGUCUCUGUCGCAGAUAGCAUCAGGCGUCUGCGUUCUUUCAGUCCCACUGCACUGCGGUGAAUCCUUGGCUGAAACUAUCAUUGUCUCUCUGUGACAAAGCUGCAUGAGAUAACAUGAUUACAAAGGUUUAAAUAUUGCACUUUGAAUUCUAAUGGUGACGCCACAGUUUGUUGGGAUAUUGUUACACUUUUACGCUGUAAUUUCAUUAUUAUACUCUCAGUUGUGUAUGUGUUGCUGACAACCUGCAAUUUGUACAGAGCUUGUGUGUUACUGUCAUGCUGGUCAUUUUAGAGUUCAAAUGUUCUUGAUCAGAUUUUAUUAUCACUUUGUCAUUUAGUCAAACACCAACAGCAGACAGGAAGACACCAGUGCCUUACCAAGUGUCUGGUUCCAAGGGAAUUACUUGUGAUCAAAUCAUAAGGGGUUCUUUCAUUGCUUCCACUUUUCUUUAAAAAAAAAAAGGCAGCAAUGCAAGGUUCAGGAUCUGUUACUAUAAUGUAAUGAUGUAGUCCAUGCUUUCUGGUUUCUUUUUGAGCUUAUUUAUUAAAUCGAGUGUGUGCUGUUGUGUGUUUGAGAGCACCGCUUAAAGGUACAGUUCAUUAAAUGCAGCGCUUCCAGUUUUGCUUGUGUGUGUUUCUGGCAACCUUUGGAUCUAAGAUGUGCGUUCCGAGUUUGAGAAUAAAAUCUAUUUAUUUUUUUGCA